CCGUACAGAGUUUUUUGUACAAGAGGGGCGGCCGGCACCAGUCACAACAAGCCCGAGUGACAUGUGCUUCACGUAGCGAGCUGCAAUAUUUACAAUUCAGUCAUGGAACUCGCCGAUAAACUCAGCUUUUUGGGCCUGUCAGAACAGAAAGUGAAGGAGACUCUGAAGAAUGAAUCCUUGUCCAAAUUGUUAGGAUCCAUUGCAGAUCAGGCUCGGGAAAAUGGAGAGUUGAACAAGAGUGCUGGAAACCUUCUGUACAACCUUGGAACAAAGUUACCACGUCAGUUCCACAAUCAUCUCCCCUUUUUGGUUAAUUACAUCACAAAUGGGGGAAUUAAUCAGGAAGCUAAACUAACUGCAGCAAUCAAGUUUGUCCAGAAUCAUCCAUCUGGAAAUCUUAACAAAGCAGAAUUUGAAAAAUCUUGUGGCAUUGGAGUGGAAGUGACUCAAGAUGAGAUUGAAUCCGCUGUAGCCUCUGUCAUAGAGAAGCAGAAGAAAGCCAUUCUGAAUCAAAGGUACCAGUUCAACACUGGCCCAUUGAUGGGUCAGGUGAGGGCUGCCCUACCAUGGGCUGACAGUCGUAAAGUCAAGGAAGAGAUUGAUUUGCAGAUUUUGACUUUGCUUGGCCCCAAGAGAGAAGAGGACUUGGUUAAGCCAGCCAAGGCAAAAGCUGAAAAGAAGGAAAAGCCUGAAAACCCCACUGCCAAUGUAGCACAACCAAGUAAGUGUGAAGUAGUUUCAUCUUUAUGCCCCUCUGCUUAUCCUGUGUCGUCUUUAUUGUCUUUUGGUUAUAAUUCCUCUCGCUGCUUUCAGGUGAGAACACGAUUCCCUCCAGAACCCAAUGGCAUUUUGCAUAUUGGGCAUGCAAAGGCUAUUAACAUAAAUUUUGGGUAUGCUGCUGCUCAUAAUGGUGUGUGCUUCCUUCGCUACGAUGAUACAAAUCCGGAGAAAGAAGAAGAGAAGUUCUUUAUAGGAAUAAGAGACAUGGUCGAAUGGCUUGGUUACAAACCGUUCAAGAUCACACACUCAUCAGAUUACUUCCAGCAACUUUAUGAAUGGGCAGUAGUGCUUAUAAAGAAAAGAAAGGCUUAUGUUUGUCACCAAAAGCCAGAAGAGGUGAGAGGCCGUGACCCCCCACCAUCGCCCUGGAGAGAUCGUCCAGUUGAAGAAUCUCUUCAGCUAUUUGAGGACAUGAAGAACGGAAAGUUUGAGGAAGGGGAAGCAACAUUACGGCUUAAUCUAACCCUAGAAGAGGGAAAAGUUGAUCCUGUUGCCUACCGCAUAAAAUUUGUUACCCAUCACUGCACAGGAGAUAAGUGGUGCAUUUAUCCGACAUAUGAUUAUACCCAUUGCCUCUGUGAUGCAAUUGAACACAUCACCCAUUCACUUUGCACAAAGGAAUUCCAGUCAAGACGAUCAUCGUACUAUUGGCUAUGUAACGAAGUAGGAACUUACUGCCCUGUCCAGUGGGAGUACGGUCGCCUCAAUAUGAACUAUACUGUAGUUUCCAAGAGAAAGAUUGCCAAACUAAUUGAUAGUGGACAUGUAAGAGAUUGGGAUGAUCCUCGACUAUUUACCCUAACAGCGUUGCGUAGACGAGGUUUCCCAUCAGAGGCUAUAAAUAAUUUCUGUGCUUCACUGGGUCUAACUGGUGCUCAAAUCUCCAUCCAUCCUGAUGCAUUAGAAGCACACGUUCGAGAUGUACUGAAUGUUACCGCACAUAGAGCUAUGGUUGUUCUAGAACCCCUGAAGGUGGUAAUAACCAACUUCCCCAGCGAAGCAGCGAUUGCUGUAAGCGUACCAAAUAUCCCUGGCAAUGAUGACAAAGGAACACACAAUGUGAUCUUUGAUAGAGAGAUGUGGAUUGAGAGAUCAGACUUCCGUGAGGUAAUGUUUUAAUUCAUAAGUCUGAAAUACACUUCCUAA
Messenger RNA from Penaeus indicus, 1926 nucleotides. It is a transcript of the gene GlnRS, whose product is annotated as glutamine--tRNA ligase-like. Gene Ontology annotation, biological process: translation; glutaminyl-tRNA aminoacylation. Gene Ontology annotation, molecular function: ATP binding; glutamine-tRNA ligase activity. Lineage: Eukaryota; Metazoa; Arthropoda; Malacostraca; Decapoda; Penaeidae. The transcript has 10 exons. Gene Ontology annotation, cellular component: cytosol; aminoacyl-tRNA synthetase multienzyme complex; cytoplasm. The record is from RefSeq and is a predicted model, not a curated record.